AUGAUCGCAAAUACAUUACAUCGGAAUAUAACAUUUCUGUACAAUUUUUUGUCGAAACAUUACAAAGCAAAUCCAUUCACUAGACACAUGAAUACAAGUGAUAAUUUAUUGAGUUUUAACAGAAAUGGAAAGUUACUAUUUUACUUAGAUAGAACAUACGUUAGGGAAAUAUUUGACGAUCCCACUCCGAAAGAUUUGAUUCAAGUUUCAGGGUGGGUUAAAUCCAUCAGAUCUGCUUGUAAAGGUACACUUUUAUUUAUCGAUUUCACCGACUCUACUACAAUUUUGCCUUUGCAGAUUGCAGUAUCAAAUACGAUUCCAAAUUUUGGCCAGGUUAAAAAUUUAACAAUGGGUUCAUCAGUUUCAUUCAUUGGUAAAUUAUCAACAGAACCUACAUUAGAAUUGAAGUUAGAAAGUGAAGAUUCCGGACACAAAUUUCAUAUAUAUAAUAAGAUAGAUAAUAGUGAUAAUUAUCCAAUUGCAAAACAAGCACUAUCAGUUGAUUACAUUCGCUCCUUUCCACACUUGCGUGCUAGGACUAGAUUUGGAUCUAGUAUUAUACACGCGCGGUCUGAGUUGAUUAAUUUGACUCACAAAUAUUUUAAGAAUAAAAAAUUCACGCACAUUACCACACCUAUUAUAACCACAAUGGACGCGGAAGGCGCUGGAUGUCAAUUUAAAAUAACACCUGGUAAUUUUUUUGGGACUCCUACUUAUUUAGCAGUUUCUGGACAGUUGGCACUAGAAGUCCUUACUUGUUCUGUUGGCGAUACAUAUACAUUGGGUCCCACAUUUAGGGCUGAAAACUCCAAUACCACAAGACAUUUAUCAGAGUUCUGGAUGUUGGAGGUGGAAUGCAGUUUUGCUCAAUUAAAUGAUAUAAUAACUAUAGCAGAAGAUUACAUAAAGUAUGUAGCCAAGCAAAUGAUGCAAACAGAAUGGAUAAAAUACCUGGAUGAAUACAAUGGGGAUGUAAUUCAGAGACUUAGUGAAUUGAUAAAUAAUGAAGUGAUAGUUGUGUCAUUUGAUGAAUGUAUGGAAAUUAUUAAAAACAAUUACAAUGGACAAACUGUUGGAUCAAUAAAUAUAUCACGUGAUGACGAAAGGGUGCUAAUUGAACACUUUGGAAACAAAUUAAUAGCAAUAACACAUUUUCCAUCUGUCAACCGCCCAUUCUACAUGAAACGCACAAAUAGUGGAAAAUCAACAUUUUCCUUCGAUAUUAUCGCGCCGGAAGUAGGUGAAAUAGUCGGAGGUUCAGAGAGGGAAACUAACUAUCAACGUUUAGUCAAGCAAAUGGAAGAACAAAAAAUGAACGUUGAGUGUUACAAAAAAUACCUAGACAUGAGAAUAUUUGGUUCAAUCCCACAUGGCGGUUUUGGCAUAGGGAUAGAAAGAUUGUUAAUGUUUCUAACGGGGGUUAAGAACAUUAGGGAUGUGAUUCCAUUCCCUAGAAUGAUUAGUCAUGCAGAAUUUUGA
Babesia microti strain RI is the source of this 1479-nucleotide messenger RNA. Its product is annotated as Asparagine--tRNA ligase. The coding region runs from base 1 to 1479 and encodes 492 amino acids. The record is from RefSeq and is a predicted model, not a curated record. Gene Ontology annotation, biological process: asparaginyl-tRNA aminoacylation. NCBI's taxonomy places the organism in Eukaryota, Apicomplexa, Aconoidasida, Piroplasmida, Babesiidae. The transcript has 8 exons. Gene Ontology annotation, molecular function: asparagine-tRNA ligase activity; ATP binding. Gene Ontology annotation, cellular component: mitochondrion.